GUCCACUUUCCACGUCUGUCAAAGUAUUGGGUUUGCACGUGGCCUUGGGAACAGUUGAAAUCCCAAUCGCCACUAGCCGCAUAAAUUGCCCAAAUUAAACCCAACCGCCACUAAUCAGAUCUCAACUGCCCACUCAGCCCACUCAAAUUUUCGUCGUCUUCUUCAAGAACCCUCUGAUAGAAUUCUCAAGAACCCUAAAUUUCUUCAGAUCUUUCAGAUUUUCUCACUCAAAUCUCAGAGAAAAUGAAGAUUGUUGGCACAAAUGUCCAUUUCCAGAAGUUGGAAGCGAAGUGCUCUUCACCGGCGUUCUAUCAGACAUAUCUGGAGAUGAUUGCUGCUCAAGAACUCUCCGAAUUCCUUCAUAUGGAGAUUCACUCCAAAUAUGAAGAUGAAGUUCUAGAAUUCUAUAGGAAUGGAAAGAAGAAAUUGGAGAAGGAGCUUCAUCUUCCCAAUUCUGGAAGUGAAAUUGGGAGACUUUCAGCCAAGAAUCUGGAUUGGAAGACCAUUGGGAUUUCUGGGCAAAUCCCCUCUGGCCCAGCGAAGAAAGCAGACUUGAAGAACGACUACAAGUUGGAUCUAGAACUAGUCAUCGCAUGCCUUGAAUGUGGAAGCGGAGGACAUGCUGAUGACAUCACUCAAGAGAGGGCCUUCAUCAUCAAUGCCCUCAUUACCAAAACUAAGGUAAACUGGGCUAAAUAUUUCUUCAAUUCCAUUUCCAAGCAUUUAGGAAAGCCCAACCAGAAGUACCUGUGUCAAGGUCUGUACCUUGGGUACAUCUUGGAGACCAUGGGUGUUGCCUUAGAAGGCAAGAAAUAUGAAGCCAGAUAUUGGCUUUACUACCUAACUUCCAAAGGAGAAAACAAAGUCAGUUCAACCGCAGAAGAAAGUUCUUCAGACAAUGUCCUUAUCAUGAGUCUAAAGAAGUCAGUAAAGAGGAAGCAAGUGGUGUCUCCCUCUCCCAGUGCUGAAGCACCACAGAAUCUAGCAGUGGUGAAUUUGGAAGAAGAAGAAGAAGUUUCUGCCCAAGGGGAACUUCAAAGGAAGAAGAAAAGGAAAGUCACCUCCUCCUCUACAUCUGGAAGUGCCAACCCGGAUGAGUUGGUGGGAAAGGAACCAGUUGAGGAACACUCUGCACACAACCAGAACCCUCAACAACUUGAUAAAGAAAUUCCCCAAGUUCAAAGUUCACCAACUCCUUCACUACAAGCUCAAACUGAUGAUGCAGAGAGCCAAUUCAUGCAGCUCUAUUAUGACUGGAGAGCUUGGAAGGUUGGGAACUCAGCAGAGCAGUUGUUGGAAUGGGACCAACAAUUGAAAAAUGAAAAGAUUAUCAAGAGAUGCUUGGGUCUGCCAGUCAACUAUUGCUGUGAUCAAAUCCUGGAUGUUGACUGGGCCACAGAAGAUCAGAUGGUUAUCACCACUGAAGCACAAGCUGAUACGGAAGCAGCAGCAGAGGACUUCCAAGUCUUUCCGGAAACCUCCCCUGCUCUUGAGACUAUUCUGCCUGAAGCCGUCCAGGAGAAUGCAGUUUCUCCCCAACAAGAACAGCACCAGGAAGAUUUAGAGGAAGAACUUCUUCAACUUCUCCAAUCUCAAGUUCAAGAGAUUCUCACAACUCCUUGUGAGAUCUCCAAUCAGCCUGAACUUAAGACUCCGGAGAAGUCAACUGGAAAUCUGGAGAAGUCCACUUCUCCAGAAACAAAUGAAGCCCUUCAGGAAGUCCAAGCUGUAGAAGUUCAGAGGAGUUCUGCAGAAGCUGAGAAGGAAGCUCAAAUGGCUGGACUGGAGACCUCUGAAACUCCAGUUACUAUCUUUGAGCAGGAAAUUGGUGAUGAAGACAGAGAUUCUCUUUCAAGGGACAUCUCAAAAUUCAUGAAUGAGACAGAGGAAGAAUCGGAAAAGACGCUAAGGAUUGAUGAUGAAGGAGCUGAGCAAGGAGAUGCUGAAUCCCUCCCUCCGCAACUCUUCCACAGAGCACCUCCUUCUCAUCAGGUAACAAACUUCCAUUUUCACAGCUCUUCCACUUCUACUCUUCCGGAUGAGGUUCUGGAAACCUGGACAAGAAAGGUCCAAGGGUUGAUUGAAUCAGCCCUAGAAUCUCAGCAUGCCUCUUUUAGGCAAGAGAUAGAACAGAUGGAAGCUAGCCACAACAAGUUGAUGGAGAAAUCCGAAGAAAAACAUUGCUCAGAUCUCAGGGAGAUAAGCAAGUCGGUGGACAAGACUCUAGAGAUUAUUUCUCUAUUGAGUACAUCUGUGAGCAACACAAUGGAAGCUUAUGCAUCAGACUAUGGCAUCUUCAUUUCAAUGAAGUAUCUAGAAUCAAAGAGCAAAUAGCAACAGUUACAGUCAGCCUACAGAAGCAGAUGGCUUUUCUCCAGAUGGAUAUUAGGUCAGCCCUGGCAGUCUCUUCAGCAAAUCAGGUGGUAACCCAAGACUACUUGAAGGUUAUUGCUGAAAAUAAAAAGGAGGCAUUCAGGCUCUUUAGACAUUUUGGCACCUACACUGGCAAACACAAGCUAGAUGUAAUUGUCCAACACAAUAGUCCAUCCCUAAUCCCACAGCUUCCUAUUGAAGUCAAGAAAGGAGAACUCACAUA
Messenger RNA from Cuscuta campestris, 2596 nucleotides. The record is from the annotation of a GenBank genome assembly. NCBI's taxonomy places the organism in Eukaryota, Viridiplantae, Streptophyta, Magnoliopsida, Solanales, Convolvulaceae.